Molecule: messenger RNA, 1800 nt
Organism: Pimephales promelas (fathead minnow)
Lineage: Eukaryota; Metazoa; Chordata; Actinopteri; Cypriniformes; Leuciscidae
Gene: txk
Product: TXK tyrosine kinase
Biological process (GO): protein phosphorylation
Molecular function (GO): protein tyrosine kinase activity; ATP binding; protein binding
Source: RefSeq, a predicted model, not a curated record
CCUCCACUCUCAUGUUCAAACUUGACACACACACACACACACACAUGCCAUGCUGACACGGCUGACAGAUUCACUGCGGUAAAAUGAUUCAGUCCAAUCAGUCCAUCCACUCCCUCUUCUGCUGCUGCUGCUGCGCUCUACAGACCAGUAGCAGCACUCGCGUGGACAUGAACAGAUAUGAGGAAUCCGUCCGUACGACUCAGUGGUCUCAGAAGAAGCUGCCUCCGUCUCCUCCUGAGGAUGAUGACAGCGGAGUGAUGAAGGUGGUGGCAAUGUACGACUUCACCGCCAGAGAGAGUUCAGACCUGACGCUCCAGCGUGGAGAAACAUACAUCAUCCUUCACAAACAAGACCAGCUGUGGUGGAGAGCCAAGGACAGACACGGGAACAAGGGUUUCAUUCCCAGUAACUAUGUUACAGAAAUAGGAUCUAUAGAGGCAAACAACUGGUACUGCAAGAAUGUUAACAGAGCUGAAGCAGAACAUUUACUAAGACAAGAGGGGAAGGACGGAGGGUUUGUGGUCAGAAGCUCCACUCAGCCCAGUGGAUACACAGUGUCAGUUUACACACACAGUUCAGGUAAAGGCGAGGUGAGGCACUACCAGAUAAAGCAGACAGACACAGCUCAGUUUUACUUGGCAGAGAAUCACGUGUUCAGCUCUGUUCCUGAACUCAUCAACUACCACAAAUAUAAUGCGGCAGGGCUGGUGGCCAGACUGCGAUAUCCCAUCGGGCCAAAGGGCCAAUGCCUGCCGGCGACAGCAGGGUUCAGUUCAGAUAAAUGGGAGAUCAACCCGUCGGAGCUGACCUUCAUGAAGGAGCUGGGCUGUGGCCAGUUUGGAGUGGUGCGACUGGGAAAGUGGAGGGCGCAGCAUAAAGUGGCCAUUAAAACCGUCAGGGAAGGAGCCAUGAGUGAAGAUGAUUUCAUAGAGGAAGCCAAGAUCAUGACGCGUCUCUGUCACCCUAAGCUGGUCCAGCUGUACGGUGUGUGUGUGUCUCAGAGGCCCAUCUGCAUCGUGACCGAGUUCAUGGAGAACGGCUGUUUGCUUCACUUCCUGCGGCAGCACAGCAAGACUCUGGGGCGCGUGCAGAUGCUCUUCAUGUGUCAGGACGUCUGUGAAGGCAUGGAGUACCUGGAGCAAAACAACUUCAUACACAGAGACCUGGCCGCGCGGAACUGCCUGGUGAACGAGAGGAACGUUGUGAAGGUGUGUGACUUCGGCAUGACCAGGUACGUGGUGGACAACCAGUACACCAGCUCCAUGGGCUCCAGGUUCCCCGUCAAAUGGUCUCCGCCUGAAGUCCUGCACUUCAACAAGUUCAGCAGCAAGUCAGACGUCUGGUCCUUCGGUGUGCUGGUGUGGGAGGUGUUCUCGGAGGGCCGGAGCCCGUUUGAGAACCGCUCGAAUGUGGAGGUGGUGGAGGAGGUAACGCAGGGCGGGCGUCUGUACAGGCCUCACCGCGCGUCAGGACACAUCUACAACAUCAUGUACCGCUGCUGGCACGAGAGACCUCACGGACGACCAUGUUUCUCUGAGCUACUGCAGAAUAUCAGAGAGAUAAUUGAAGAGGAGACCGACACAUGAACAGACACACACACACACACACACACUCUCAUCUCGCUCACAUAAACACAGAUGUAAACACACACAGUGUGAUGAACUGACAUCAGCAGUGAGAUAUUGAGAUGAUUGUCACACUGUAGAUGGUCAGCUUCAUGUCUGUAAGUUCACAUCAGGGGAGAUGAUGUUUGAUGUGUAAAAACAAAUCGCUUAAUAAACUGAACCUUUUCUAUCAAAA